This is a messenger RNA of Pimephales promelas (fathead minnow), 1874 nucleotides long. The record is from RefSeq and is a predicted model, not a curated record. NCBI's taxonomy places the organism in Eukaryota, Metazoa, Chordata, Actinopteri, Cypriniformes, Leuciscidae.
GACACCAUCUAAUCAUGUACUUCUACAUAUCUACACACUGCCAGUCAGUGAACAGAAACAGAGGACACGAGGAUACUUGAUGAACAAGGGCGGACAAUCACUGACCUCAUUAAGACUCCUGAAAAGCAUCUCAUGGACACAAUGUUCAUUGUUGGUGGUUGGACCCCAACAGCUACGUCAUGCACUGUGGAACAAUUUUAUCCUCUCUAUAAUGAAUGGAGAACAAUGGCGCCAAUGCUGAAGCGUUGUGGAGAUGUAGCUGUCUGCUCAUUGGGUGGGAUGAUCUUUACUCUAGGUGGACGUGAUGAAAUCACCAGUGUGAGCAGUGUGGAGAAGUAUGACCCAAACACUAAUCUGUGGAGCAGAGAGGUGGCAUCCCUCAGCAGCCCCCGCAGUGGUGUGUGUGUGGUGGAGAUGGAUGGGUUCAUGUAUGCCCUUGGGGGAUUUGAUGGAACAGUCUGUACCAACAUCGUAGAGAGGUAUGAUCCUGUGCUGGACACUUGGACCAAAAUGGCUCCAAUGCUCCAGCAUCGCUCUGGGGGCGUCUGCAGCAGUACUGGAUGGGUUCGUAUAUGUCAUUGGAGGGACUGAUGGAGACAUUGCAUUGAAUUCAGUUGAGCGCUUUAACCCAUUGGAAGGAACAUGGCGUCCGUGUCCUCCGAUGCGGUCUGCCAGAGAGCAGCCUGGUUGUACGGUAUACUUGCAGCGGAUCUAUGUGUCAGGCGGAAGAGACGAACUACAUUUGGAGCUCAACACGGCAGAGAAGUUUGACCCUAACAACCUCAAGUGGACCCCGGUCAAACACAUGAGACAUAAGCGUUUUAAAGUUUCCCUGGCAGUGUUUGAUGGGACGCUGCUGGCAGUCGGAGGCUCAGAUGGGAUAUCAACUCUUACAUCAGUUGAGGCUUAUAACCCUGACUCAAACACUUGGAGACACUUUGGAUGUAUGAAGACAAAGCACACAGGGGCUGGGGUUGUCUUGCUAAAAAGACACAAUAAGGACUUGCUCUAAAUUUGUGCUUCAUUUUCUAAACUCUUGUUUGCUCUCUGAGUUAAAGUCUAUUUGAUAGAUCUGUGACAGAAAUAAAUUGCAUUAUCAUUGAGUUUUAUCAUUAGUGGAGCUAAUAUGUCAGGUUAUAGAGGUGAGUAAUGAAAUUGAGUUAGCAGAAAAAUAAUUUGAUUUCAACCAUGAGAGAAACCAUCCAUUACAUUAGAUGGGUCUCUCUGGGAAGCUUUUAUAAAGUUUGGCAUGGAAAAUGAGUGCACACUUAUUGACGUGCCUUGUUGUGGACAUUUACUAAUAGACAGUCCCUCUGGAGCAAUCUGGAGUUACAAGCAUUGCUGGCACUUUAAUAAAAGGAGAUCUUAGUACUACUCCAUUUCAUGUCUUCCAGGGCAGGGUAAACCUCAGGCCUUUGGGUUUCCAUCCCAUAUCACAAUAAUACAACAACCUUCUCUAGGUUCAACAUCUCCCUCAUGUAAGAACUCGACACAACUUUUGACAAAGCACAAAUCUUUGCAUAAGAUUGUGUAAAAGGUAAACUAUUAAAGCAGCACUAUGUAACUUUUUCAACUUUUAUAAUAUUUUUUCCAAAACCAUGGAGAUGGUACAUCAACUUACAAUAGGUUGAAUGACAGGUCUGCCAUAGCCUGACAGCAUAAUCUUUCCAUUUUAAUGUAUAUGAUAAUGAAAGCAAUGAAUCAGCUUGGUUAUGCACCAAAUCAAAGUCACUGUUGAGUAUCUAAUAUAUUCAAGAGAUAUUUUGUUGUCGUGCAUGACAUAUUCUGAUAAUAUAACUCAUUUAAACACUUAUGACUGUGUGUCAUGAAAAAAAAAGAAAAAAAGAAACAUGUUUAACUAAUGUUUAUUCACA